This is a messenger RNA of Podarcis raffonei (Aeolian wall lizard), 1956 nucleotides long. RefSeq names its product paired like homeobox 2A (gene PHOX2A). NCBI's taxonomy places the organism in Eukaryota, Metazoa, Chordata, Lepidosauria, Squamata, Lacertidae. The transcript is spliced from 3 exons. Gene Ontology annotation, molecular function: DNA-binding transcription factor activity, RNA polymerase II-specific; RNA polymerase II transcription regulatory region sequence-specific DNA binding. The record is from RefSeq and is a predicted model, not a curated record. Gene Ontology annotation, biological process: regulation of transcription by RNA polymerase II. The coding region runs from base 229 to 1083 and encodes 284 amino acids.
GAUUGUCAUGCAAAGGACCCGCCGCCUCGUCCCUUGUUUCCCCGUGCGCCGCCAACUAUAUCACCCGUCCGCCCCGUCGGUGCGCCUCCAGAGCGCAACGAGGCACCUGCAGCCGCCGCUGCCGUCCAAGCCGAGGGGGCCCCCUCUUUCUCCCUCUCCCUCUCUCUUUCUCUCACCCCGGGCCUGCCGGCCACCCUGCAGAUCUCCAGAUCCCGGGCCCGGCUCCCCAUGUACAAGAUGGAUUACUCCUACCUGAACUCGUACGACUCUUGCAUGGCGGCCAUGGAGGCGUCGGCGUACGCGGACUUCAACUCCUGCAGCCAAGCCAACACCUUCCAGUACAACCCCAUCCGCAGCAGCUUCGCCGCCAGCCCGGCCUGCCCGCCGCUCAGCACCGCCAACUGCACCCUGGGCGCCCUCCGAGACCACCAGCCCUCGCCCUACGCCACAGUUCCCUACAAGUUCUUCUCGGACCCUUCCACCAUCAACGAGAAGCGGAAGCAGCGCAGGAUUCGCACCACGUUCACCAGCUCGCAGCUGAAGGAGCUGGAGAGAGUCUUCGCGGAGACCCACUACCCUGACAUCUACACCAGGGAAGAGCUGGCCCUCAAAAUAGACCUCACAGAAGCCAGGGUGCAGGUCUGGUUCCAGAACCGCCGUGCCAAAUUUCGCAAGCAGGAGCGGGCGGCCAACGCCAAGGGCCAGAAUGGCAGCAACGGCGGGCCCUCGGCCAGCAAGAAGCCGGACCCCCGCUCCUCUUCGGAGGACGACGAGUCCAAGGAGUCCAACUGCAGCCCCACCCCGGACAGCACCGCCUCCCUGCCCAUUGCGGGCAGCCUGAACAGUCCCGGCAGCAGCCUGAGCCCCAGCCCGGGCACGGGGCAGCAGGGGCUGGGGCCUGGCCACGCCAGCCAAGCCCUCAAGGCGCCCCUGUGGGCCGGGGUCAGCACCAGCAACGGGCCCACCAACACGGCCGACCUCCUGAAGGCCUGGCAGCCGGCCGAAACCAUGUCGGGCCCCUUCUCCGGGGUCCUGUCCUCCUUCCACCGCAAGCCCAACCCUCUCAAGGCCAAUCUUUUCUAACCACCUCGGACUGAGCGCCACCAGCCUCCUCCGCUGGGUGCCCCACGAAUAGCUUCCCCUCCACCCUCCUCCGCUCCUCCUGUAGCUGCUAGUUUUCCUCCUGCGGGGUGGGGCCCGGCUCAACCUUAAGGGAACAACAGCCAUCAUCUCGCCGUGUCCGGGCAACCACGAAUUCGUCUCGCUGGGCUGGACGGAGUCCUCUUCUCCCAGGCUGCGAAUGGCAGGUCUCGCCAGUCACCCGGCCUGCUCAAGGCAUCGCCCGUUUCCCAACUCUGUAUGGAAAAACAAAGUCCUGCUUGCAUCAGGUAUUGGGAACAUCUGCGCAGGCCCUCCAGAUGUUGCUGUACUACAAAUCCCAUCAUCCUAGCUGCUGGAAGUUGCAGUCCAGCAAGCAUCGGUCUGAAGGGACACAGCUGCUCCCAGCCCUGGUCUCCAACCUUGGCUGGUUUCUGUGUGAGAGAUUUUGUCCUCAAGAGAGGAGGAUUUGUUUCCUUUUCCUGAUGUCAAGUGAUUCUGAGCGAGGAGUCCCUCCUGACCCCAGCUUCUUUCACGAAGGGUCUCGCCAGCCAGCGGCCACCGAUGACGAUGUGGAAUCUAAGAGCAUAAGGGCUUUGUUACAGUGGUUUUCCCCAUGCUUCACCGUCUCCGCAGAAAAUCAAGUUUGGCCAAGUGGAAAUCAGUGAGCAAAGGAGGGAAUAAGCAGAAAGGAACCCCAUUUAUGUUAUUUCCAGAGGGGAUCAGGUAAGCAGCAAGUGAUGGGGGAGGCGAGCUCUGCUUCCUUUUCAUGAACUCACCAGGAAUUUUGGGCUGGAGUCGAGAGACUGUGUAGAAAUGCAGGGAACACUGGACCACCCCACACAAGCUGGAGGGCUG